AUGCUUUUAAAAUCAUGGCGAGAAAAUAUCAAAUUCUAUGCGUUUGUAAAUCAUAUUCAAGCUCAACUCCUUUGUGUCAAAUUAGUUCCAUUGGAUAUCAAGAUGUAUGUCAGUCCACAACAAUUUGAAUUCGAAUCAUUCCAGAAGCACUAUCAAAUCCGUCUGAAUUCCGCAGAGGUAUUCAUCGACAAUAGCUUGUUGGAUAAUGCGCGAAUGAAGUUUUCUCGGAUCCAUUCAGAUUAUUUUAUUAAAUUGAACAAACGUACUCCAGUCAAAACCGAAAAAAAGAAAUUUCCUAAAGAAAUCUUCCCUUCUACUGAUCCCCAAGUUAAUUCUCUUAGCGAUAUCAUUGGUUAUUUUAAGAAGCAAUUAACUGAAAGCUGGAAACACUUCAGUUCAACGGAAGAAUACCAACAAGAAUUUCCACUCCCCAACGAAAUCACCCAUUUCCUAGAUUGUCUACGUCAACAAUCUCUUCAGUUUUGGAAUGAGCUAGUCAAAUCCAUUAUAAUGACAAACGAUCUGCGAGUUAAAAUAGGUCUGACACAACGAAUGGUACCAACAAUUCUGAUCUAUAUUCUUCAACAAAUAUGGUUACAUCAGAAAGAUCCGAAUGAACUCUCACUACAUUUUACUCACAAUCAAUGUACAUUACUCGGUGGUAUAAUAGUGAACUGGGUCGUAGAACAACAGAUUGAAAGAGCUCUAAAUUUCGUUAAUCAACACAAAUGGGAAGAUUUCGAGAAAGAGAUGUUAAACAUACCUCAUAGCAAUUGGAUACCAUCAGAGCAUCUAUCGUGGUUAAUUCUCGAGCUUGAAAUGAACAUCACCAUUCGGGAGAUACAAGUUCAAGUAGCAAGGCACAUGAUUCAACCUUUACCAAAGGAGAAUGACUCGUCAACUAGAAAUUUUGUUAUGCAAAUGAACAUGGGCGAAGGCAAGACGUCAGUUAUUUUACCUAUGCUAGCGGUCAGUCUAGGUUCGACAUCUUCAAGUUUCGUUCGUAUAAUUGUUUUGAAAGCAUUAUCUUCAAUGAAUUACCAAUCAUUACGAUAUAAACUCGGCGGCUUAUUAAAUCGACGUGUUGUACCAUUUGCUUGUCGUCGUGACAUGAAUUUCACUAAAACACAAACGGAGAAGAUUUUUGACCGGUUCAAAGAAGGACUGCGCCAUCUUGAUAUUGUAUUAACGUCACCAGAAGACAUUUUAUCCUUUGAUUUGCUUACAAUAGAUAAAUGUAGACGGAAAGAGUAUGAUGUUGGUCAAUUGAUGCUCGUAAUUCAAAGCUGGAUGAAAAACUAUGUUCGUGAUGUUCUAGAUGAGUCUGAUGAAAUCUUACAUGUUAAAUAUCAAUUGAUUUAUUCCAUCGGUCGUCAACAACAGGUAGAUGGAGGUGCAGAGCGCUGGAAAACUAUUCAAUACAUACUCAAGUUAGUCAAACAACAUGCUGCAAACAUUGCUCAACAGUAUGCUGAUGAUGUUUUCUACAAAGCGCCAUCGAAAGGAAGUCAUUUUCCGGAAUUUCGCAUACUUAACAGCCAGUCAUAUCCUGAACUAUGUCGAAGAAUAGCAACUGACUGGAUUGAUCUACAAAAUAAUUAUCGACAGUCAGAGCAGAAAGUUAUUCUAUCAUUUAUUUUGGAUACGAAUGCAUCGCUUGACGGGCUAGUUAAUCCGUUCCCACUUGAUAACAUUCAGUCGUUUUUGAUUCUACGUGGACUUUUGUCAUCUGAAGUCUUAUACAUUUGUUUGAAGAAACGCUAUCGUGUCAAUUUCGGUAUAAACCAAAACGGGAAAUACAAUCGUCUAAUAGCUGUUCCAUUUCGUGCGAAGGACGUUGCAGCCGACAAUACCGAAUUUGGACAUCCAGAUGUAGCUAUUGUAUUAACACAGCUUUCGUACUACUAUCAAGGUUUAACCGAUGCACAAAUGCUCAUGUGUUUCAAUCGCUUGAAACAAAAUGAAAGUGAUCCGGAAUUGAUCUAUAAUCAGUGGAUUUCAAUAGAGGAGGAAAACGAUGUCGUUGGAAGUAUACAGCAAUGGAAAAGGAUCAAUUUAAAAGAUCAUCAACAACGAACCCAACUUGUUUUUCCUGUAUUUCGCUACAAUAUGCUUGUCAUAGAUUAUUUUCUCGAUCAUUUCGUUUUUCCUCAAGAAGCAAAACAAUUUCCUCAUAAGUUAGUCGCUUCUGCUUGGGACUUAUCAUCGUCGUCUCGUGAAAAAAUAAUCACGGGUUUCAGUGGUACGAAUGACACUCAGUUGUUAUUACCUGUUCAUAUUCAGCAAUGUGAUUUACCAGAACUUCUAAAAACCGACGCAAUUGUUCUCAACAACUUACUUUGUCCCAAAAAUGAUCAUUUUCAAGUUUUACCAAUCGGCACGAACUCUGACGGACUUCUGGAACGAAUAGUCGCCGAGAAACCAAUGAUUCAAGUCAUUCUCGACGUUGGUGCUUUGUUCAUAGAUGGAACAAAUCGUUAUAUAGCUGUUAAAUGGUUAGAGCUAUCGGAUAAAACGAAAAUUGACUAUGCUGUAUACUUCGAAUCGGAUGCUAUAUUCGUUUGUAAUCGCCAAUACCAACACCACGUCUUUCUAACAUCACCUGCAAGUGAACGUCUCGAUCGCUGUGUGUUCUAUUUGGAUGAAAUUCACACUAGAGGAACAGAUUUCAAGUUUCCUAACGAAUUUCGAGCAGCGAUCACAUUGGGCAAUGGUCUGACUAAAGAUCGUUUAGUUCAGGCUUGUAUGAGAAUGAGAAAACUGGGUCAACAUCAUUGGCUAUAUUUCUGGAGCUCGAACGAAGUUUAUCAACAGAUUCGGUCAAUCAAGAAAAGCAGAAGUGCAUUGAAUAAGAAGGGCACGGUCGACGAACGAAUCUCUCUGACUGACAUUCUUCUUUGGGUAUACGAAAAUACCCAACUAGCGACAUGGGAUGGAUUACAUCUCUGGGCAACUCAAAGUUUAAGUUUCCAACAUAAAAUGGCUGCUUUUCAACGCAUUGACUGGAAGCAGAACCAAACAUUUGCAAAAAUAACGAUGGAUAAAAUAGCUCAAGAAUGCCUUGAAGCUGAGGCUUUAGAAUUAAAGUCCAUGUAUGGUGAAUCAAAAGUAUUCCAGAAUAUAUAUGAGAUAUAUCUUGCACGAUAUAAGCAUUUUAAAAUCAAUCUUUCAGCUGAUAUUCAUGAAGCGGUGUGCAAACGAUUGCGUACUUAUGGCGGUUUGAAAAAACUUCAGACACAGUUAUUAGAUGAAGAGCAACAGCGAGAAUUGGAGCGAGAACAAGAAUUACAAGAAGAACGACAGCAGAAACGCCCACCAGUUGUUCGCCCUGUUGAACCACGACUACACGAUGAAAUCAUGGCUUUAUGUGAUAUGCACAGUCCAAUGUUAGAUUUAUCAAAAUUACGAUCAAUACUUCAUCCUAUUGCUAAUGCAUUUCUUGAUACCUCCUUCUAUCGUGAAUGCCAACCACAUAGGUGGCCACAAAAUCUAUGGGUCACUGAUGAAUUUCAGCGUGUAAUACAAACGCAGGGAGAAUCAUUAGAUCCGUUUUUACGUCCACCACGAUGGAUUCUGAUCUACCGUAGCCAACACGUCAUUUUUGUGAGUUCUUUUGAAGCUAAUCAUCUCAUGAAACAAUUACGAAAUCUGUAUCCUACACAAUCAUCUCAGACAUCGUUGACAACAACAUUGCGUCUAAUAUUACCGCGAACUCGACAGGGCCAAUCAAUUCUAGUGAAUACGCCCUCCUUAACAACCCCGAUAUCAAUUGUGCCUGGUCAUAGACCAUUAUGUUUUCCAGUUCCGAAUGAAUGUCUAGUAGCAUUGUUUGUCUUCAAUGGUACUUUGUACUUCGAAAGUGAGAGCGAGCAAAUAGCUUAUUGUCACUUUCUUGGAAUAUGUCCAAAGCCACGUAGUGACAUUGAGAAAGAUGCGUUUGAGAAAGGAUGGGUAAAUAUUGACGGAUUUGUAGAAAAACUUGAGCAUCGUGCUGCUUUACAACUCCAAAGAUGCCAUUUCCUUACUAAUCCUUUAGGAUUUGUGAGAAAACUAGUCGAAAACAGAAACAAUGCACAUUCACCUCGUAUAUCACAUGUUGGUAGUAUUCUUAUCGAUGCUGUGAAACAUCCACUUUAA
Molecule: messenger RNA, 4137 nt
Organism: Adineta ricciae
Lineage: Eukaryota; Metazoa; Rotifera; Eurotatoria; Adinetida; Adinetidae
Source: the annotation of a GenBank genome assembly